AUGGUAUCGCCGACGUAUGCAGGCAUGAGCGGGAAGAAGCUUUCCCUAGCAGGUUCAACCGUCGCCACCAUGGCUUUUUUGCUAUUCGGAUAUGACCAGGGCGUCAAGCAUCCCGGAUCCGGCAUUCAACAAUAUGCCACCGUGCAUACGGUAUAUGAAGUUGGGUGUCUCCUAGGUGCGGUUGUCGCACUCUUCAUCGUCGAUCGGCUCGGUCGUCGUUGGAUGAUCAUAUCCGGUGCGAUAAUUAUGAUUCUCGGCGUGAUUAUUCAAGUUACUGCAAUCGAAGACAAGGUUCCACUCGUGCAGUUUAUCAUCGGCCGUGUCGUCACUGGAGUUGGAAAUGGAAUUACCCAUAUACCAUCCCCACCAACCAGGCUGAAUCAAUUGCCUAUUGGAUUGACUUCGGGGCGCGUUAUGGACCCUAAGACUUGCUCUGGAGAUUCCUUAUUGCAUUCCAGGUCGUUUGUCGUUGUUGGCGUUUUCAUUAUAAUCGGCAUGUUUUAUCUUCCCGACUCACCCCGUUAUCUUAUCUCCAAGGACAAGGUUGAAGGUGAAAGGAGACUAAGUGAAGCUCUUUCCCCUCUGCUGCGCCUCCACUCACAAACCGACCAAAACAUUAGUCCAGGUGCCACGAAAGCAGGUUACAAAGAUCUUCUCAUUGAGGGCAGGACUCAGCACUUCUGUCGCAUGGUUGUGGGUUCCGAUGUAACGCCGUCAUUUACUAUCUUCCAGCAUUUCGUCAUGAUGACGCCAGUCAUGGUGGUCCGUAUCGGAUGGCGGGCAUAUCCCUUCUUCAGUGCAUGGAACGCUAUUCUCAUACCAUUCAUCUGGUUCUUUUACCCAGAAACUGCAGGUCGGAGCUUGGAGGAAAUCAACCACAUCUUCGCCAAGGGAUAUGUCGAGAAGAUGAAUUACGUCAAGGUCGCAAAGGCAUUGCCUAAACUGACGGAUGAAGGGGUUGAUAGGAAGGCUAAAGAAUAUAGACUGGCUCGGCACAAUCUCAGAUAUGAAAAUGUUAAGCAAGGAAGCCUUUCAAGUUGGGCAGCACUAGGACGGUGGGAACCUGACCAGCAGGUCCAUUAUCGACGCCCGACAACAUAUAUCGAGCGGGAGUCCAAAGUGGAACCGGAGGAGGAAUCCUCUACCUAA
Molecule: messenger RNA, 1149 nt
Organism: Blastomyces gilchristii SLH14081
Lineage: Eukaryota; Fungi; Ascomycota; Eurotiomycetes; Onygenales; Ajellomycetaceae
Product: MFS monosaccharide transporter
Exons: 8
Coding region: 1-1149 (382 amino acids)
Biological process (GO): carbohydrate transport; transmembrane transport
Cellular component (GO): membrane
Molecular function (GO): carbohydrate:proton symporter activity
Source: RefSeq, a predicted model, not a curated record